GGAGUACCACAGCAGAAAUGCACACGCCCCUAGGCCCCGCCGUCUCUACUCAAAUAGAUCAUCCAGAUGACUAAUGCUACCAUUCGCUGCAAUGUCUGUCUUGCAAACCAGAGCACCCCAUACGUGGGUGCACCCAUUUUGCGCCGUUUAUGUACAAAGAAAGACUUGUCGCACUAUAGGUGCCAACCCAGCUCCACUCAUUGCCCCCCUCUCUCUCUCUCUGAGGUGGCCGGCCGGCCGCCCGCUAUGCCGCCACCACCUUCUGGCGGAUGAGUGCGGCUGUGCGAGGGUACCGCUCAUCUGGGCGGCGCUUCCAAGCCACAGGGGGCUCUGUUGAGCAGAUCUCCAGACGGUGGUCGACGCAGACAAGAAACUCGUCCGCCGCCUUGUCCCCACAUAGAAUGAAGAUCCCCCAAUGGCGCAGGACAUUUGCCUCGUCGACCCACCAGUAGACCGCUUUGCGGCAGCCGUUCCACUGGCGCCCCGAGUCCAGCAUGGCGUCCUGGGUGAGCUGGUACUGGCUGGGAGGUAGGUUGAUGAGCCGACUUGGGUGCGUCAAGUGGGGGCGCAGCGAAAAAUAAAGCAGGGGGUCGGUCAAAACCGUCACUUGCUUGUCGACCAGGAAGACGAUGAUGUCCGUGAAGGCGGAGAAUACGUACUUGCCACCUGCAGACAGAGAGCAGACAGGAAACAAACAACUCACACAUCCACCUCUCUCCGCUAUCCCUCCCAUGGGUGUGUGUUCGCUCUCCCGGCCGCUCUGCUCACGUUUGGUCGGCGGGUCGGGAUCACCCAAAUCGAUGCUGAAGUACGUCAGCGCAUCGCUGUCUGCUGAGCCGCCCAGAUGGUCCUCGCCCUUGACACGGCUCAAACGAGCAGAUUUGUCACUCAGGCGGUGACUGAAUAGCGAGUACUGACGGGCCGCCUGUGGUCGCGAGCUGGACACCGCCCGGCCGCCCACUUGCUGCAGGUCAUAUGCCGUGAUGACGAUGGGCAGAGAGGGGAGGAGGCGGCUGUGCUUGAGGUAGUGGAUGAGAGACACACAUCGGUCCCAGCAGCCGCCCUUCUCGAUGACGUACAGCAGCCGCAACAGAUACCCCACCCUGCCGUCGAUCAGCAGCAGCACAUACAUCAGCUCACCUAAGGUUAGAAGGCACCAUUUGCCCAAGCAGACCGACAAUAAGAUGCAGAGCGGCCAGAACGAAAAGCCCUCGCCCAGCUGCGCCGAAAUCUCCUCACUGGACCAGAUCCAGGCGGUGCAGAUCCCACCGAUGAUAAGCAGCGCCACAUCACACUCGAGGAAUAUCAGGCCGAUCCACUGCACCACACGCAACCCACUCCAGCGACCGACGGACCGCAGAAGGUUACCUAAGUCGUCAGACCCCACCCAACACUGCCUAUACGCUCGAACGAUGAAGGACGCCUCUCCGAGCAAUCCAGCGACCAUUUCAACCACGAGGAACGGCAUCACGAAGGUAAGCAGGAAGACAGGCAGCUUGAUGAUCCCCUCGAUAAGCAGCUUGAUGCCCCCCUGAGCCCACGGUAAUGCAUCCAGCGGCCGCAGCAGAAAGUCAAUCGGUGGCCAGAUCACGGCGGCGGUGCCGCAGAGGAUAAAGGCAUAACCCAUGAUGAGAGCGCUCGAGCCCACGAGACCUUGAACGAGAGUGGAAACAACGUUGACAAUGGCCGCGAUCCACUGCAGCAGAAGCAGCAGGACCGUCUCGCAGCGCUUCUGGUACGUCAGCACUCCGCUGAGGCCCUUGUCGCGGAUGGCAGCGUCGAGUCGGUCCGUCAGGUAGGCCUCGCUGGCCAGCUGGCAGCCGACGCUCUUGGAUGAGGCUCGGAGGGGGCCGCAGUCGUCGGCCGUGAGGGAGGCCAGCAGUUGCCUCUCCACAUCCUCAGGCAAGCCCACCAACCAACACCUACCGGGGUCCGACUGGCAUACACACACACGGCCCGGCCCACGUGACAUACCCAAUGGAUGCUGUGUGGUCAUCACAUAUGGGUGCUCACUCACCGUUGGUGCCCCUGCUCCGCUACGCGCAAUCAGAUCCCAACAGCUCUAGAUUCUGGACAAAUCACAGCCACACAAGAACAACGGACAGUGUGCUGUUUGUGUCGGCGUUCUGUGCCCCGAUGGGCAAUGUGUUGCGCACCAGCAUCUGAUCUGCCGCGAUAGAGGAAGAGCCCCAGGACAGGUAUUAUCGCUCCGUUGAAUGAGCACAUUCGAGAGCAGAUGCGAUCAGCCGCGUGCAGUGGUCCUAUCGACGAAGCUGCUGGCGUCCUUGUCCUUCCUCCUUCCCUCGCCACCAGUGCGAACGUCCGAUCCCAAACGCUCUUCCUCUGCGGUUGCAACCGCCUGUCUUGUUACACGCAGGCCCUAGUCAUCACAUCAUCUUGGCCAGUAAGUAUAUCCAGUCUGUCGCUCAACCCGUCACUUUCUCCUUCCCGUCUCCUCACACUACAAGGCUCAGCUCUCCUCACAAACAAAGAGUACGGAGACAGUGCGAAGAGCACAGUAAUCAGGCAGACAUCGACCAUCAUCCCACAAUCACACGUAUCCCCACAAUCACACGCAGCGUUCUUCCCAUUGUUGAGUGUGCCUGGCUAAGUCAUUCAUGUGGGUGGACUGCUGGCGCCGACACUGUCGACACAUGCAAUGAAAAAAAGAAACAAAUCUGCCUUCAUCCGGCGUUCCAGGCCUACGUAAAAUGGACCGAAUCAAUACAUACGACACACCCAACGCAACCAAGACAAUUAAUUGUGCAAUAGAAAACACAACAUACAUCGCACACACAUAUUGACUGCUACCCACAGCUGACCCCUUGCCCUUCUGUCUGGUGGCCUUUCUGGCCGUGCCGCUGGUGCGGCUCGUCAUCGUCGGCACCGUCAUCAGCCAGUGAGGGUGGGCACAGUCUUGCGAGUCUGGUGAUGAGCUGGUGGAACACAUAUAGGUGGUUGAACUGCAUGUCGUGCCAGUAGUUGACCGCUAUCGUCAAAGACGGCUGGCUCACACGGUGAUACCUGCACACACACGCACAAGGGGAUUGUACAGCCCGUAUAUCGGUUGCUGUGGCUGACCAUAGUGCUGGUAGAUAGAGCACCUCCCCGGCCCUCACACAGCAAUGAAUAGGGUGGGCGUGACGCAGCCGCGGAUAACGCGUGAAGUCGGGCCUGAUCGAUCGAGACACCAGCAUGCCGUCCUGUGGCUGCCCUCUCAUGUCUGUCUGUCUGUCUGUCUGUCAGCUCACCUGUCAGGAUCGACCGGUAUCCACGGCAGACGUGUGUCCUCCAGCUGCACGUAGAACGACGAGGACGGCCCCACCGGCCCCAGCAGCUGCGGCGCGUCACUCGAUCUCGACCCAGCGCUGUCGGUGCGCCUUCGAGAGACGAAGCGGGCCUCACGGUAGUGGCCUUCGUGGCUGCAGGCGGCAGAACAGGCAUGCAAACAGCGGAAGACGGGAAGGUGGUCUUGCUGUGUGUGCUGACAGGAAGGGGAAGUCUGAUGGCGGCAGAAGGGUGAAGGUCUUCUCGCCCUCAAACACAGCUGCAUGAAGGCACACAUCAACCACAUCAACACAGAGACACAGAGAAGACUUCUUCCCGGUGACAGACGUGUAACUAACCGGUUCGCAAAAGCUUAGCUAGCUUACCAUAUAGGUUUUCGUAGUGGUCCUUGUGGAUGGCACUGACAGCUCGCGAAUCGCCAAUCCACAGAUUGAUCGCAUCCUGACCAUACACACACAACAAACGAAUGGCCCGUCCGUGUCAGAAAAGGUCUGCAUGGUUUCACUGAUCACUGCUCGCCCUCACUGGUUCGUUGCCGAAGGCUCCCCGUGCGAGCGGCAGACAACUGGGCACCUCAUCGCCUAUCCUUCACACACCAACACCAUCCACACACUUAGCGACAGACAGCGUCAGCAGGCUGUGCGCUGAUCGUAUCUCACCGAGUGUGGGCAGCUCUUGCCGUAGGUUGUCGUUCUGCUGUGAGAGAUAGGGCACUCCCUCAGGCGAGUCGGCAGCGUCGCUCGUCAGGUGGUCCAGAAACGCACUCACAGUCUGCAGAUGGGGGAAAGAGCCACUCAUGGCACAUCGCACGGCCUUCUCUCAUCCGAUCCGCCUAGGUACCAUGGUCUGCUCCUCAGGCUUGACAAAGAGAGGCAGGGGCGGCAUGUCAGCGUCCGCCUGUGGCACCUCAAUCACGGCAUCGCCCUCCCCGGACGGAGUGACAUUCACAGUCACCUGCAACACAGACAGGACGGACGGACGGACAGACAGACAGACAGCAGUCGAUGGUGUUUGUUUUCGCGUGUGUGGGCACCUACCCGUUGGUUGCCGGCUGUCCUCCUGAGAUAGCUCAGGGACCACCGCCGCAUCGCCGGCGUGUCAUCCAGCAGCCCUGCCUCACACACACAAGCACAAAUAAGAUGCAAUGAGUGGACAGAUCAAACACGCCAUCCUUCUCCUUCUCACCUUGCAGGAUGCACGGGCGGUUGUUCAUGACAUAAUCGCGCAGAAACUCCUGGGCGGUUGGGCGGACGACGUGCGGCACCCGAGGCCAGCUCAGGGCGUAGGCAGCGGUGUCAGCUUCAAGCUGCCGCCAGACGUCAUCCAUCGAAGACGGCCUUUCCCUCUCAUUCAUUGUUUGCGUGCACCUUGACGCCACUCAGUGGACGUGUUAUAUGCACGUCAGCCAACAG
Vitrella brassicaformis is the source of this 4700-nucleotide messenger RNA. NCBI's taxonomy places the organism in Eukaryota, Vitrellaceae. The record is from the annotation of a GenBank genome assembly.